AGUGGAUGAAGAUGCAGUGGUGAGCGACAAAGUUAAACUUCACGCUAUCCAUUUCUGUGCCUAGCUAUUCUUCGUUCCCCCUCUUUUGGCAUAUUCUUCUCCUGCAUGAUAAGAAACUUUGGCGAUGGCAUUCGCUUAUAUCUCUCCAUUGUCCAUUAAAUCCCUCAACAUCUCCACCUCAUCCUCAAAAUCUCCAUGCCAUCAGAUCCCACACUCUAAGCCUUUUCACAUAGUUUCUCAAUUACAUACACAAAGAGGAGACCAAUUUCUUGAUUGCUCCACAACUAGGUACAAGGUCGAUAGUUCUAAAUCCAACAACUGGAGAACACUAGUUUCAAUUGCAUUGGCAGCUGCAGUUGUUAGCUUUGGCUCAGGUUUGCCUGCUGUUGCUGAUCUUAACAAGUAUGAAGCUGAGAUUCGUGGUGAAUUUGGUAUAGGAUCUGCAGCUCAAUUUGGUUCUGCAGAUCUGAGGAAAGCAGUGCAUGUGAAUGAAAAUUUCAGAAGAGCAAAUUUCACAGCUGCUGAUAUGAGAGAAUCUGAUUUUAGCGGUUCAACAUUUAACGGUGCAUACCUGGAGAAAGCAGUUGCAUACAAGGCAAAUUUUACAGGUGCUGAUUUGAGUGACACCUUGAUGGAUCGAAUGGUUCUCAACGAGGCCAACCUCACCGAUGCUGUGCUUGUUAGAUCGGUUCUCACUCGCAGUGAUCUUGGAGGUGCUAUUAUUCACGGUGCUGACUUCAGCGAUGCCAUUUUAGACCUUCCCCAGAAGCAGGCCCUUUGCAAGUAUGCAAAUGGAACAAAUCCAAUAACUGGAGUAAGCACCAGAAGCAGCUUGGGUUGUGGAAACAGCAAACGAAAUGCUUACGGUAGCCCAUCUUCUCCUCUUCUAAGUGCUCCACCACAGAAACUGCUAAACCGUGAUGGUUUCUGCGAUGAUGGCAGUGGACUCUGCGAUGCCAAGUGAUUCCAGGGAUAAUUGAUUAAUAUCAGGAGACUAAGCUUUCCCUUAUCUAUGUAAAUAGAUGCAUCACCAGGUCCAAAGUCAAAACGCUGCGUAAUUCACAGCUCUGGAUAAUUAAUACAACUUCUAUUAAGUUAGGAAAAAGCUAGAGAAACAACAAGCAUCGGUUAUUUGUGUUUCACAAAUUGUGAGGAGAGUUUUCUAAUUAAAUAUAAUCUUACAAUUUCUAUGCA
Hevea brasiliensis (rubber tree) is the source of this 1194-nucleotide messenger RNA. Its product is annotated as thylakoid lumenal protein TL20.3, chloroplastic. The coding region runs from base 125 to 964 and encodes 279 amino acids. Lineage: Eukaryota; Viridiplantae; Streptophyta; Magnoliopsida; Malpighiales; Euphorbiaceae. The transcript is spliced from 7 exons. The record is from RefSeq and is a predicted model, not a curated record.